AUGACUGAAGAAAAUUAAAAGCCUCACCUUCAAAAGUUUAAGACAUUCUUUACAGAAGCUCCAUCAAAAACCUUCUAAAGAGCUAAAACUUAAAGCCAAGCCUUUGCUUUUCGUAUUACUUAGCCUCUAACCUCAGUCACAAAACUGAAACGAUUUUUUCCUUAAUCUUAUGCAAUUCUAAAAGAAAAAACUAAUAAGAAAAAGGAGGGAUUUAAGAAUAAAUUACAAAAUUAAAUUGAUGAUAAUAUCCCUAAUUAUUCUAAAGUUUCAUCUCUUGGAAAAUUUAAAGUUCUGCCCAAAAAAGAAUCUGGAUAAAUUGAGGUUAAAAAUUCAUUUAAAGAUGAUCAUCUUAAAAGAUGUAUGACUCCUUAGAGUAGAAUUGAAAAUAAUUGUAAUUCUAGUUUAGCUAUAUCUUAAUUAGAAGAUUAAUUAAUUGAUAGAAAUGCCGCAUCCUUUGCAAAUAUGACUCUUGAAUUAUCAAUGAAUACAAAUGUAUUAUAAUAAAUAGCUCUACCCUCUAAAGAGACUAAUUAAUCCAAUAGAGAACUAAACUUCGAUGCAAUAUCAAAUGCAAUAUUAGAGAAAUCAGAAUCAUAAGAAAAUAUAAUAUUAGAAUAAAAUUAAAAUGAAAUGAUAAAAUUAUAAGAAUAUAAUGAAGAAAAAGAUGGUUAAAAUAAAUGGGAAUAAGUUAAAAAUAAGGCUUAGGCUUAUAAUGCUGUUACAGAAACAUUUAGAAAUAAAAAUAAAUUUUUCAGAUUUUUUUCGGAUGCUCCACAAAAAAUUGCUUUGAAAACAAAAAAAACUCAAUAAAGAUUGGAAGAAAAACUAUUAAAUAAGCCUUCAUUAAUAUUAGAAAAUCAAAAAUAAGUUUCUUAAAAUGAUGAAAUACAAUUAAUAGAAUCCAAUAAGAUUGAAAAUGAAUAGUAAUAUGACUAAUAAAAGGAAAUUAAAAUAGAACAGAGUUUAUAACAUGAUGAAAAUAAAACUGAGAAUUUUCAAUAACAAGAGUUAGUAUUAUAAAAUGAGGAAUCAUAAUAAUUAAAGUAUAAUAUUAAUGAUAAAAAUGAAAAUAAUAUUUAAAAUAAAAAAGAAAAUAAUAUUUAGAAUUAAUAAAAAAUACAUUAAAAAAGUGUUGUUAAUUUUAUAUCAAAUAGUGGUACUUUAAUGAAAAAAAAAACUAUGGAAAUGUUUUAGUAAAUAGAAAACAAGAUUAAAUUAUAGGAAGGAUAAAAAGUUAAUGUUAAAAAAUAAUAAAAAAAUGAUGUUGAAAAUUAUAACAAUGAUAGUGUUCAAUUAAAUCAAAAUUUUUAAAUAGAACAAACCAAUAAUAAAUUAGUUAAAGAAGAAAUUCAACAUUAAAAGCAAAUUUCUGAUCCAGAUGAAUAUGAAUAUUAAGUUGAACCUUAUUCAGAAGAAGAAUUAAAAAUUUCAAAAAAAUCUUCAAAUACGAUAGGAAAACAUAAUUAAUUUAAUUAUUAAGAUGAAAAUUCAAAUUAAAUCAAUGAUUCUUAAGUAAACAGUAGAGGAGAAUUAUAUUCUAAUGAUAAACUCCCUUAAGAAAUUACACACAUUGAAAAAAAAUCAUUUCAUUAAGAUAGUUUUGAUGCCAGUCAAAUGUUUGAUAUUAUGCAAUAAAAGUCUUAAGAAACUUAAAGUUAAAAUUAGAAAAGUAAAAUUACUAUAUAAGAUAAUUAAUCAAACUAAUUAACUAGUAAAUUAUUUAAAUAAGAUGAAUUAAGAUAAUAAUAUGAAGAAAUUAAUUUAGAGAUUUAAUAAUUACAGUAAGAAAAAUAAUAAUUGUUGCCAAAAAAAAAGUAAAUAUUAUAUGGUAGAUUAGUAUUUUAAUUAAAAGUACAUUCAAACCUAAUUAUAAGAAAAUGGCAGAAAUAUCUGAUGAUAAUGAAGCACUUUAUAAAGCAAAAGAUUUAAUCAGAAAAAUGAACCAAAAAAGAAAGGAAAAAGAAGAGAGAACCAAAAAGUAACAUGUUAAAAUUGAAGAAUAUUUCCAUAAUUUAUAAUAUCUAAAAGAAAGUUAAGAGGUAAAUUUCUAUCUAUAAUAUUUAGGAAAUGAAAAAUAGGUAUGAAUAACAAAGGAAAUUAUAAAUUUAAAAUAGAAUAGAGGACUAUUAAAAAAAAUAAAAAGAAUUUGCUCAACUUCAAUAAAUUAGUCAUAAUUUUGUUUAAAAAUUAAUAUAUGUAGGUCCAUAACAGGGUUAACUUGCUAAAGAAUUUGAAGAUAAUGUUAUUUCUAUAAAAGGAGGAUAUAGAAAAUUUAAAUUAAAGAACUUGGGUAUUGAAUUACCAAAAAUUAAUGAAAACAAUAAUAAUGCUAUGUUUAGAAGGUAAAAUUAGUUAUUAAUAAUAGAUAUAUGAAUGAAGAAUAAGUAAAGUCUAAAUAAGAUGAAAUGAUUAAGAAAUAUGAAGCAAGUAGAUAAGCCCUUUUUAAAUCAACGGAUUGAA
Molecule: messenger RNA, 2460 nt
Organism: Paramecium pentaurelia
Lineage: Eukaryota; Ciliophora; Oligohymenophorea; Peniculida; Parameciidae
Source: the annotation of a GenBank genome assembly